AUGCUUCGCCUCUCCGACCUAGGCUCCAUGAAACCUCGCGUCUUACCCGCCAACCAAAAAGACGACCGCGACAAAGACCUCCGCGACGUCGACGACGUUUUCAACAACGACCACGACGUACAAAGCAACGACAAGCGUGUUGUAGUUCCACUGGCAUACAAUAGAGAUGAGAUCACCAAGAGAAACCAGACAGACUCACAUCUCCUCCUCCUCCCCGCCGAACUCCGCAACAAGAUCUACACCUUCGUCUUCCUAAACACCACCAUCAACAUCAACAAGCUACUCAUCAAAAAAGACGUGCUCGGCCGCUACCCCAGCGUCCGCGCCAUCCUCUACACAUGCCGCCAGAUCUACAUCGAAGCCAGCGCCUCAUCCUUCACCCUGUGCACCUUCGUCCCUAGCUACUUCGCGCUCAGAUUCUUUGCGUCGUCAAAUCUACCGGCAGCAGGCUUUGGGAAGAUAGAACGUUUGUGGCUGACGCAGGGGAAUGGAAGGGCUAUCAUCGAGGGACAGGAUGAAAUGAAGGGUGCCUAUCUGAAGGAAUGGUUUGCUUCACUAAAGCUGUUGGAGAUAGAAGUCUGGCGUCUAAAAGUUAACUUGACGGACACUCAGGCAAGAGAGAAGGUGAGGGAUGCGUUUGGGCUGCCGGGUCUGCACGUUGUGGGUAGGCGCGUGGGUGAGGAUGGGGUGGGGGCUGUUUGA
Messenger RNA from Alternaria novae-zelandiae, 702 nucleotides. RefSeq lists its product as uncharacterized. The transcript is spliced from 2 exons. Lineage: Eukaryota; Fungi; Ascomycota; Dothideomycetes; Pleosporales; Pleosporaceae. The record is from RefSeq and is a predicted model, not a curated record. The coding region runs from base 1 to 702 and encodes 233 amino acids.